AUGUGGCUUCUGCUCAACCCGAGAGGGGAGGAGACCGCAGGCGCUAUCCUUGUACAAAACAGGGAAGAUCCCGGAAGUAGAUCCAGGCGGCAGUGUGUCGACCGUAGUGAGCAGAAGCGUCGCAUAAAACAACAAAACCAGGAGAACGAUGAGCAGCCUACCUUAGCUAACUAUGGAAUUGAAGAUCACCUGUUUGAUUCAGAGAACGAGUCCGCAGUACUCCCCUCUCCAAUCCCGUGGAUAUCACGCUCAGGGUCGAAGGGGAAUAAGGUCGAACAGGUGGCCGGCAUAAAAGGCAGUAGCAUCAUUCCCUCAACUCCCGCGUCCCCCACUUUGCCUUCCCCAAGGCAUCUUUCUCCUUCGCCGUCGUUCUCAUCCGACACGUCGAAGCCGAAGAUUAUCUACAAAAGCAAGGCCAGUCCGCCGUCGCCACCGCCGCCUCCACCCGACUACCUCAAACAUGAGCACGGAAAUCACGCAACGGCCAGAAGGCUCAAAGAGGAAUUGAAGAACUCGAGCAGGAGAGAAUGUCGGGAUGCCACCAACGACAUAACAAGUCCAAGGAAUGAGCAGGCCGAUAAUUGCGGGGAGGACGUUGCAGAGGCGUCUGGUGGUGCCACAGAAGAAACGUCAAACCAUGAAGCGGGAGGAGGGGAAGCGAAUGAGGUGGACAAGAAGGCGGAUGAGUUCAUAGCAAGAUUCAGAGAACAGAUCAGACUUCAGAGGAUCGAGUCGAUCAAGAGAUCCACCAAGCAGCGAAGUAACAAGAAGCAACAAGUCGUGUGA
This is a messenger RNA of Zingiber officinale, 786 nucleotides long. Its product is annotated as swi5-dependent recombination DNA repair protein 1 homolog. The coding region runs from base 1 to 786 and encodes 261 amino acids. The record is from RefSeq and is a predicted model, not a curated record. The transcript has 2 exons. Lineage: Eukaryota; Viridiplantae; Streptophyta; Magnoliopsida; Zingiberales; Zingiberaceae.